GCUGCAGCGGCGGAGCCGGAGCCGGAGCGGGAGCCGGAGCGGCGGCCGCAUCGCAGCCCGCCGGGCCCGCCGCAGCCAUGGGCAACCGCGGUAUGGAGGACCUCAUCCCGCUGGUCAACCGGCUGCAGGACGCCUUCUCCGCCAUCGGCCAGAACGCCGACCUCGACCUGCCGCAGAUCGCCGUGGUGGGCGGCCAGAGCGCCGGCAAGAGCUCGGUGCUGGAGAAUUUCGUGGGCAGGGACUUCCUGCCCCGAGGAUCUGGUAUCGUCACCCGACGCCCCUUGGUCCUGCAGCUGGUCAAUGCGACCACAGAAUAUGCCGAGUUCCUACACUGCAAGGGGAAGAAAUUCACCGACUUCGAGGAGGUGCGCCUGGAGAUCGAGGCCGAGACCGACCGGGUCACCGGCACCAACAAGGGCAUCUCGCCGGUGCCCAUCAACCUCCGCGUCUACUCGCCGCACGUGCUGAACCUGACCCUGGUGGACCUGCCCGGAAUGACCAAGGUGCCGGUGGGGGACCAGCCUCCGGAUAUCGAGUUCCAGAUCCGUGACAUGCUCAUGCAGUUCGUCACCAAGGAGAACUGCCUCAUCCUGGCCGUGUCCCCCGCCAACUCCGACCUGGCCAACUCCGAUGCCCUCAAGGUCGCCAAGGAAGUGGACCCGCAGGGCCAGCGCACCAUUGGGGUCAUCACCAAGCUGGACCUGAUGGACGAGGGCACGGAUGCUCGUGACGUGCUGGAGAACAAGCUGCUGCCCCUGCGCAGGGGCUACAUCGGGGUGGUGAACCGGAGCCAGAAAGACAUUGACGGCAAGAAGGACAUCACAGCCGCCUUGGCGGCCGAGCGCAAGUUCUUCCUGUCCCACCCGGCCUACCGCCACCUGGCUGACCGCAUGGGCACCUACCUGCAGAAGGUCCUCAACCAGCAACUGACCAACCACAUCCGGGACACGCUGCCGGGGCUUCGGAACAAGCUGCAGAGCCAGCUGCUGUCCAUCGAGAAGGAGGUGGAGGAGUACAAGAACUUCCGCCCCGAUGACCCAGCGCGCAAGACCAAGGCCCUGCUGCAGAUGGUCCAGCAGUUUGCGGUGGACUUCGAGAAGCGCAUUGAGGGCUCUGGAGACCAGAUCGACACCUAUGAGCUGUCUGGGGGCGCCCGCAUCAAUCGAAUCUUCCAUGAGCUUCCCUUCGAGCUGGUCAAGAUGGAGUUCGAUGAGAAGGAGCUUCGGAGGGAGAUCAGUUACGCCAUCAAGAAUAUCCAUGGCAUUAGAACGGGGCUGUUUACCCCAGACAUGGCCUUUGAGACCAUUGUGAAAAAGCAGGUGAAGAAGAUCCGAGAACCGUGUCUCAAGUGUGUGGACAUGGUUAUCUCGGAGCUGAUCAGCACCGUUAGACAGUGCACCAAGAAGCUCCAGCAGUACCCGCGGCUGCGGGAGGAGAUGGAGCGCAUCGUGACCACCCACAUCCGGGAGCGCGAGGGGCGCACUAAGGAGCAGGUCAUGCUCCUCAUUGAUAUCGAGCUGGCUUACAUGAACACCAACCACGAGGACUUCAUAGGCUUUGCCAAUGCUCAGCAGAGGAGCAACCAGAUGAACAAGAAGAAGGCUUCAGGGAACCAGGAUGAGAUUCUGGUCAUCCGCAAGGGUUGGCUGACCAUCAACAAUAUCGGCAUCAUGAAGGGAGGCUCCAAGGAGUACUGGUUUGUGCUGACCGCCGAGAAUCUGUCCUGGUACAAGGAUGACGAGGAGAAAGAGAAGAAGUACAUGCUGUCCGUGGACAACCUGAAGCUGCGGGACGUGGAGAAGGGCUUCAUGUCCAGCAAGCACAUCUUCGCACUCUUCAACACGGAGCAGAGGAACGUCUAUAAGGACUACCGGCAGCUGGAACUGGCCUGCGAGACCCAGGAGGAGGUGGACAGCUGGAAAGCCUCCUUCCUGCGGGCUGGCGUGUACCCUGAGCGUGUUGGGGCCAGCGAGACGGAGGAGAACGGCUCAGACAGCUUCAUGCACUCCAUGGACCCGCAGCUGGAGCGGCAGGUGGAGACCAUCCGGAACCUGGUGGACUCCUACAUGGCCAUUGUCAACAAGACCGUGCGAGAUCUCAUGCCCAAGACCAUCAUGCAUCUCAUGAUCAACAACACCAAGGAGUUCAUCUUCUCGGAGCUGCUGGCCAACCUGUACUCGUGCGGGGACCAGAACACCCUGAUGGAGGAGUCGGCGGAGCAGGCGCAGCGGCGGGACGAGAUGCUGCGCAUGUACCACGCGCUCAAGGAGGCGCUGGGCAUCAUCGGCGACAUCAACACGACCACCGUCAGCACGCCCAUGCCCCCGCCGGUGGACGACUCCUGGCUGCAGGUGCAGAGCGUACCGGCCGGACGCAGGUCGCCCACGUCCAGCCCCACGCCGCAGCGCCGAGCCCCCGCCGUGCCCCCAGCCCGGCCCGGAUCGCGGGGCCCUGCUCCUGGGCCUCCGCCUGCUGGGUCCGCCCUGGGGGGGGCGCCCCCCGUGCCCUCCAGGCCGGGGGCUUCCCCUGACCCUUUCGGGCCUCCCCCCCAGGUGCCCUCGCGCCCCAACCGUGCCCCGCCCGGGGUCCCCAGAAUCACUCUCAGUGAGCCCUGAGGAGCGCCAGCCACGGAAGGGCCCCGCCUCGCCUACACGACCUGCAGCCCCCCG
Molecule: messenger RNA, 2669 nt
Organism: Lepus europaeus (European hare)
Lineage: Eukaryota; Metazoa; Chordata; Mammalia; Lagomorpha; Leporidae
Gene: DNM1
Product: dynamin 1
Cellular component (GO): microtubule; membrane; cytoplasm
Molecular function (GO): GTP binding; GTPase activity; microtubule binding
Source: RefSeq, a predicted model, not a curated record